Rhipicephalus microplus (southern cattle tick) is the source of this 1974-nucleotide messenger RNA. RefSeq names its product FYVE and coiled-coil domain-containing protein 1-like. NCBI's taxonomy places the organism in Eukaryota, Metazoa, Arthropoda, Arachnida, Ixodida, Ixodidae. The record is from RefSeq and is a predicted model, not a curated record.
AUGCCACGAGGUACGGAGCAUCGCGGUGUGGCUCGUUCCAGCAUUCCACUGAACUCUGACAGUUCCGAGGCACGCGAAGUUCUGGCGGAUGAGGAGUGUGAUGCCACGAGUGACAGUGUGUCUUCCUUCUGUGGCGACGAGUGCGACGGCGAUUUGCCCGAGAUCAGGAAGAGAACCCUGGGCACCAUAGUGCACAGGGUGAAGCUCGAGAGGUCUCAGAGCGAGGAGGUCAUCUCCAAUUUGCGCGCUAAAAUUGCAAGCCUGGAAGCGGCCAACGACAAACUGCACCAGCAGUUGGCCACUCUUGCUGAAGAAAAGGCGCAGCGGGAAAAUGAAAUGAGGCAAAGGGCGAGCGGGAUGAUGAGUACGGAGCGAAGUUUGAAAAGCGUCCAGAUGCAGGAGAUCUCGCGCCAGCGUGGAGAACUGUUGGUCAAGAACAAGGAACUCGAAGAGCAGCUCGAGCAGAAGGACUUUCAGCUGACGCGAGCCGACCAAAGCCGCCGCCAGAGCCUCGAGAAGCAGCAGCCACUCGAGAGGGAAGUCUCCUCACUCACCGAGAGGCUGCAAGACCAGGCGGCCGCCAACAGCCACUUGUACAGGAAUUACGUGACCCAGCAGGCUGUGAUCAAGGAAAUGCGUGAACGGCUGGAGGAUCAAGAGCGCAUAAUCACAGAGCUCGAACUGUGUGUUGAGAACCUCAGAGAGGAUCAGGUGGCAGAGCAGACAAAGUUCGCGCAAGAGAUUGAAAGGCUUCAGCUGGAUAUGGCAUCUAGAGAGGAAGAGUGCUCCAUUCUCAGUGAAGAACUAAAGAGACUUCAUGUGCAAGCCGAUGUUGACAAGGAGUACGGGGACCAGCUGAAGCAGCAGUUGGACCAGAGCUGCGCGCAAGUCACAUGGUUUGAAGACCAGCUAGCCCAGCUCAAGGUAGACACUGUGAAGCUCAAGAAGAAGAUAGUCAAGCUGGUCAAAAAGAAGGACCUGCUGUGGAAGCAAAACGACAGUUUGCAGUUUCUGCAGAAGCUGCAAGCUACUGACAAGUGGAUAAACAACAACGAAACAGAUUGUUGCCUACAAUGUUCCGCUGUCAUCAAAUUCACGUUGAGAAAGCACCACUGCAGACUGUGCGGCCACAUCUACUUUAACAACUGCUGUUGCAAUUGGCUCAUGACAACCGCAAGCAGCCGUCCAGCGAGGGUGUGCAAUGCCUGCGCAUUUCAGCACCAGCAGCUUGAACGUGCCACCAGGCAACCUUCCAUCUGCUCUAACACGUCCGGUGAGAGUGAAGAGGAUGACCUCGGCGAGCUUGCAGUCAAGAGGAAGAAAGAGCAGUCGGAAACUGACACAACCGACUCUUCAAAUAGCUCACCCGACACAUUUGUCAGUUCGUCACCCAUCCAGGCGUCGGCGCCCAGGACUGAGGUGAAGAUGACUCGAAACUGGUCCUUCCCUAGACUGCGAAGGCCCCAGUUUCUGCAGAGCAGCAGCAGCUUCACCGACAGUGGCAACAGCUCGGCCAAGCAGGAGUUCGACAUCAUCAGCGACGAGGAGAUCGCGCGCUCACUGCUCGCCUGCAGCCCCUACAACAGCUCGCCCAGGACGACACAGGAUCGCGCGCUAUUCCACACGGGCGCCACGCGUACUCUGGAAGAGAUCGCCCAGUGCGGUCCGGCCGGUCUCCAUGGCGAAGUGUGGGUGAACGCUGGAGGACGCUACAGCAUCCCCGUGGUCCUCACGGUGCCCGAGACGGCACUCUUCUGGCAGUUCAAUUGCGAACCAAAGAGCAUAUCGUUUGAGAUGCGGUGCAAGCCUCUGAACAGGGAUAUCGAUCUGGAGAUGAUGGACGUAUUUCUACCCUCGGUGCGAGUGCAGGCCGACGUGCAACCAGUCGAAGGAAACCUCGUCGUCAGGAACGUGGCCGUCUACGUCCUAGUAUUCGACAACCAGCACUCGCCAAUACUUCUCGUCGACGAAUAG